CCGUGCAAUCAGACUUAAUCAGCCCAGCGUCACCCUCAAGUAAAGAAUUCACACUAGUGUUGAUUGUCUGUUCCAGAAAGGAUUCUGGGUAAAAAAUUACAAUUAUUUCCAGCGUAAAAAAAUUUAAAGUAAGCGUAUGAUAUAUUGGUAAGUGAUAUUUUCUGUGUGGGAUUCAUCUUUCAUGGAGAGCUGGUUAAUGACCAUCGCAUUUCCUCAUACAAUGACCAAUAACAUUUUCAGAUGAUGGUUUUAACAGCUGAUAAUAGAAAACCAAUCUGAAAAUCCGUUUUUCCGCCGUUGAAUUCCAACACAAUGGCACCAAUUGAUCACGUUUGUAUUACAUCUCUAAUGACUAUGUUCUCUCUGUUCAGACUUCGUUUAGCCUCUGUGUGAGCGCGUGUUGGGAAUUUGACAGAAAUCGCUGUGGAAUUAAUCGGAUCUCUGAAGACUGUGUGAAUUUUCCGGCAUGCGUUUUCCCUUUGUUUUGGUUCUAUCCUUUACGCUGCAAGUAGCCAUCAAAGCGUACACGUGUCCGGACCGUCAGCCUGAGGUGGGUCGUGAGUGUCAGAAGUCGUGUCACCCCGAGGACAGUCCCUGUAAGAGUGCCAGGAAGACGUGCCGGUGUGAUGGAGACUGUGGAUAUAGCUGUAUCAAUCAGAAUCACAGAUGUGAGAAGUUGGAGAAGACAAUUCCCAAUGGCCGGGUGGACAUCAAUCCCCAGAAUAUGUUCGGAGGGAUCGCUACUUAUGAAUGUGACUGGGGAUACGAGAUUCAGGGUCAAAAGGACCGGGUGUGUCAGGGAGACGAAAAGUGGGGAGGAGAGGCCCCUAAAUGUGUCUUAUCCAAAGGGAGCGACAAAGAAGGAUGUGGGUCCCCACCAAAAAUAGACUUUGCCACACAUAAUGGCAGAGAACUCGGCCCGGGGGAGAGGUAUCCCUCAGGAACUAUGCUGCAGUACUCCUGUAACAAGGACUACAGGAAAAACCCAGAUAACGUGGAAAGAGCCUGGUGUAUUGUGGGUGGGGAGUGGGUUGGACCAAAAAUGACCUGUCAAGCUGCUGGAUGCCCUAAACCUCCAGAGCCGCUUAACGGGGGAAUCAUCAUUCCCGCCUCUACUGGAGUCAACUCAAAAGUCCAGUACUUCUGUAAUCCGGGCUUUUAUCUCACCGGAAGGUCAGAACGCACCUGUCAAUCAGACAGCACGUGGGAGGGAGACGAGCCUCGAUGUGAAAAAGGUGGGAGUGAAACCUGUGGCCGCCCGCCGUAUGUUGAGAGAGCUUUCCAUGACUCUGGUGAGAUAGAGAGGUUCCCUGUGGGGACUCAGAUCCAGUACCGGUGUCAGGAGGGAUUCAUGCUGACAGAUCGGUACGCCAACAGCCGCGCGGUGUGUGAGCGGGGAGAGAGGUGGGAGGGGCCACGAAUGUCCUGUAAACCGGUUGAGUGUGGAUUUCCCUAUACAGUAGAGAAUGGUCAUAUCGAGGGAAUAGACUUUACCUACCCUCACUCCGUCAGGUUUGUGUGUCGGGAAGGCUACAGACUGAUAGGGAAUGAGACUUCAACGUGUCAAGCAAACGGCCAGUGGUCCUCCGAGUCCCCAAGCUGUGUGGCAAUCGACUGUCCAAUCCUUAAGUUCCCCGAGGGUGGGAGAAUACGGGGUUCCGGAAACGCUUUUGGCACCGUCCUUCGGUUUGAGUGUGACGCAGGUUUACAGCUUGAGGGCUCCAUUGAAAGACGCUGUAUGGAAAACGGGGAAUGGAGCGGAAAUGACGUCAGCUGUACAGCAGAAAUUGACUGUGGUUGGCCGAAGAACUUUUGGAAUGGUUACGUUUUAGGAGAAAAGACAACACUUGGAUCUACAUUAUUUUUCAGUUGUGUCGUUAGAACAACUUUUGAUGGUCCGUACUUUGAGACGAAGUGUUUGAGUAAUGGACAAUGGUCGAAUGCACCGCCGACCUGUUGGGGUCAGUGUUCGAUUCCAAACAUCGAGAAUGCAGAAGUUCAGGGUUAUCCCAUAGGAACAUGGAUUAACCACGGGAGCACCUUUGAGUACAACUGUAAAAAUGGACUGGUCCCAAUAAAGUCACGCAUUGUGACGUGUUAUAACGGAACCUUUACCCCUAGCACCCCUAAAUGCGUUCCAGCUCCUUGUCCAUCGCCCCCACCCCAUGUACAGAAUGGCAUACGACUUUUCAUUGGUCAGGAGCAUGGGCGCAGGGCGCGUUACAUUUGCAAUAAUGGAUUUAUACUGAGAGAGAUGAACCAGGAUUCUCCCUUUCUUAUUUGUGACAAAGGAAAAUGGACCGGUGGUAAUCCAAGAUGCGACGAAUUUUUUUGUCCAAAUCCCCGGACAAUAUCAAAUGGAAAAAUCAUCAAAAAGGAACCACAAAAUCUUCGGUUCAACUUCCCUCCAUACGUAACAACGAUAAAGCACGGUCAGAGACUGGAAUUUCAAUGUGACCCCGGAUAUGUGGUUAACGGAGCCAGUGGCGCCACCUGUAUCAAUGGAGAGUGGAUCCCCCCGCUAGGGGACGCAGGUUCGCAUUGUAAGCCGCAACAGUACCUCCCCCUACCCCGUCUGUGGACCCCCCGACCAGACAAGAACUUCUACGAGCCCUGAGAAAUGAAAUCAUAAUCUGUCAAGGCGUUAUGGAACAGAUUCAUUUCAGUGCCUUUCCAAAAAGUGUCUUCGUGCAGUUUUAAUCUCUGUCAUUAUAACCUUAUCAUCUCUCAUUCUUUUUAUCACACAUUAAUCAAAAGGAAACAGUAACAUUUUAACGCUUGAAUAUAUUUUACAUUUACAAUGUUUCUUGUAAAUUAAUAAAGAUUGAAAUGGUUUUGUAACGUAGCUAAGGAAACUAUGUUAACGUUGUACUAAGUGAUCAAGAAAAAAAUAGUUUUGUUUGUUUCAGGGUAGAUAUAUAGAGUUUAUUAUUUUGAUUUACUUUUGGGUUUUUUAUCUUUAGAUUUUUAAUAUAGAGUUAAAUGUGUUUUUAAUUUUUUUUUUUUUUACAUAAAAUCAUUUAUGUAUUAUUUGGCGAACGUUUUUAUUUUUUCAAAUGUUUUUAUCUUACUUUUUCUGCAUAAAAAAAAUUUCAAUCUGUCCUGGAAAACGGUUAAAAAACUUACUUUU
Molecule: messenger RNA, 3130 nt
Organism: Saccostrea cuccullata (small rock oyster)
Lineage: Eukaryota; Metazoa; Mollusca; Bivalvia; Ostreida; Ostreidae
Product: protein lev-9-like
Exons: 14
Coding region: 467-2617 (716 amino acids)
Source: RefSeq, a predicted model, not a curated record